Molecule: messenger RNA, 616 nt
Organism: Vicia villosa (hairy vetch)
Lineage: Eukaryota; Viridiplantae; Streptophyta; Magnoliopsida; Fabales; Fabaceae
Product: histone H3.2
Exons: 1
Coding region: 76-486 (136 amino acids)
Cellular component (GO): nucleosome
Molecular function (GO): protein heterodimerization activity; DNA binding; structural constituent of chromatin
Source: RefSeq, a predicted model, not a curated record
CUCUUUCAAAAUCACCACUCUCUAAACGAAUCUUAAGUCAUAAUCUUGUAAGAAACCGUUUUCUGAUAUCUUCCAAUGGCACGUACCAAGCAAACCGCUCGCAAGUCCACCGGCGGCAAGGCCCCAAGGAAGCAACUAGCAACCAAAGCCGCUCGCAAAUCUGCUCCGGCCACCGGAGGAGUGAAGAAGCCACAUCGUUUCAGGCCAGGAACCGUCGCUCUCCGUGAGAUCCGUAAGUACCAGAAGAGUACCGAGCUAUUGAUCCGCAAACUUCCGUUCCAGCGUCUUGUUCGUGAGAUCGCUCAAGAUUUCAAGACUGACCUUCGCUUCCAGAGCUCCGCCGUCUCUGCACUUCAAGAAGCGGCUGAGGCAUACCUUGUUGGACUCUUUGAGGAUACCAACCUCUGCGCAAUUCACGCCAAGCGCGUCACAAUCAUGCCUAAGGAUAUCCAGCUCGCUAGGCGUAUUAGAGGCGAGCGUGCUUGAUCUUGAUGAAUUCUUGGUUUUAGGGUUUGUGUAGAUAUUUUCAAUAUGUAGUUAAUCACAAACCGUUGUUCUUGUAAUAUUGUAAUUGUGCUUGGCUUCUUAUCAAUGGAAUGUAACGUAUUUUGUUCAA